AUGACCACCUCCAACAUCAGUGAAAGCAUUCCGUUCUACGACGUGUUCGGAUAUUACGAGUGGACGUUAACGCUAGCAGAUCCCCGCACGAAAGGAUGGCCGAUGGUGGACUCGCCGAUUCCCACGCUGACAGGUGUCUGCAUAUAUCUGUUCCUCGUGUGGAUUGGUCCAAAAAUAAUGCGCGACCGGAAACCCUUCGACCUGACCACGUUUCUGGUGCCGUACAAUUUGGCCAUGGCCCUGCUGAAUCUCUACAUCUGCCUGCAGCUAUUCGUCGGUUCCACCAUGCGUCGGUACAGCUACAUCUGUGAGCCCUGUCGGCAGAGUUUCCAUCCAAUGGAGCUGCGAAUCGUGGAUGCCGUCUGGUGGUAUUACUUCUCCAAGGUGCUGGAAUUCUCGGACACAUUCUUCUUCAUUCUGCGCAAGAAGGACAACCAGCUGACGUUCCUGCACGUGUACCAUCACAGCACUAUGUUCUCCUUCUGGUGGAUCGGCGUUAAGUGGGUUCCGAGUGGAAGCACAUUCCUUCCAGCGAUGGUCAACUCGUUUAUCCACGUGCUGAUGUACACGUAUUACGGUCUGGCCGCGGUAGGCCCGCACAUGAACAAAUACCUCUGGUGGAAGAAAUACCUGACGAUCCUGCAGCUGAUACAGUUCACCGUCGCGAUGAUCCUCGGCAUCAACGGCAUCAUUACGGGAUGCGAGUUCCCACUCUGGAUGCACUACACCCUGAUCGGUUACAUGAUCUCGUUCAUCCUGCUGUUCGGCAACUUCUACGCCCAGGCGUACAUGCAGGGCAAACCGAUCCAACAGUUCGAGAUCAACUGCAUCGACAUGGGUGCGAUUAAGAAUAAGUCCGAAUAA
Molecule: messenger RNA, 864 nt
Organism: Anopheles marshallii
Lineage: Eukaryota; Metazoa; Arthropoda; Insecta; Diptera; Culicidae
Product: elongation of very long chain fatty acids protein 4-like
Exons: 4
Coding region: 1-864 (287 amino acids)
Biological process (GO): fatty acid elongation, polyunsaturated fatty acid; sphingolipid biosynthetic process; very long-chain fatty acid biosynthetic process
Cellular component (GO): endoplasmic reticulum membrane
Molecular function (GO): fatty acid elongase activity
Source: RefSeq, a predicted model, not a curated record